AAAAAGACUACAAAGCAGCUAAUUUAGAAAGGAGAAAAAAAUCCUAGAAAAGGGCACUUCUAGAUCUCUUGUAGUAGAAAGCUAUUAUAGCAGUAUAGCAGCAUCAGCAUGCAUCGUUCCUUGUCAACAAGCUUUCAAGCCAGAAUUAUAAGCCAGCUGCAAGUUCAAAACCAGGUGCCGAAGGUGGUUAUUCAGGAGCCCUGUGACUUGUUCAUAAACCACAGAAGCAUGGACACAAAAAGAACUGUUGCUACUCUAAUCUAUGAUCAUCUUCGAAGGUUAGGCUUUCACCCUUUCUUGGACAACAAGAACAUGAAGCCAGGGGACAAGCUUUUUGACAAAAUCAACGCUGCGAUCAUGGAGUGCAAGGUUGGCUUAGCGGUUAUCUCACCUCGUUACUGUGAAUCCUAUUUCUGUCUUCACGAGCUUGCUCUACUUAUGGAGUGCAAGAAGAAGGUGAUACCAAUUUUUGUUGAUAUAAAACCAUCUCAGUUAGGUGUCAUCAACAACAGAAAUUGGACAAAAGAGGACCUUGACCGUUUCAAAAUGGCUCUUGAGGAGGCAAAGUACACUGUGGGUCUCAUCUUCAACUCCUCACAAGGGAAUUUCUCCGAUAUCGUGACUAGUGCUUCUGAUAUCAUCAUCAAGAACUUGGCAGAAGUUGAGGAUGAAGAUAUGCAGUAUCCAUGCAUUGCCAGCUAACACAAUAUACCACCAUGUAACCUUCUCCCUGUUUUCUAGGUAAAAGCUGUACAAAAUUACAAAUUAUACAAUACACAAAAUAAAAGUGCAGAUUCCUAGCUUGUACAGUGUAUCACAUAGCAAUGUAAUGAAGCGUGUUCAUAUAAGUUAUAUAUGGUGUGGCUCCAUGUUCCUCGUUGACUUCUCUUCUCUUGCUUCUUCUUGACGUUGUUGUUGAAAACAAAUUUUAUCACUUCAAAUUUUCUAUAUAUUGGUGCUUCAAUAUAUGUACAAUGAUUGCGUCUAAUAUAAUCACAUGAAAAUGAUCAUAGAUAUGUAGGAUAUAUAAGAAGAGGACAAAGCUUGAGUUAUCUAAAUUUCUUUACACGGUUUGGAACGUUCGUAUUAUAGAGUAUAAAUUUAUACAAUAUAUUAUAAUUUAUUUAUUGUUUGGUGUUAUUAUUGUAUUGUAUAUAUUUAUCCACCAACUUAACUCACUCUUAUAAAUUAAAAUUAAUGAUGUAUUAUUUAGUCCAGUCUAUAAAUAUAGGAUAAAAUAUGAUAAGCUUGUGACAUAUAAGCUACCUGAAAAUAUUUAAUUCACCGCCGCGGUCACUGCCGCUGCCAUCACCACAACCCCCCACCACCGCCAUCACCGCUACCGCCGCCUCCACCAGCAUUGCCUCGACCAUUGUUGCUACAACCAUCACCACAGCCGCCGCCACAACCACCACUGUCAGCAUCAUCACCAUCACCACCACCAUCAUCACCCUUCAUUGUCACCACCCGAAAAACCACCGCUAAUGCUGUCACCAUCGGCUUACAACACUACCACCACCACUACCGCCACCGCCCUCCAUCACCUUUCUCACCGCCGCCUCCAUCACACUCUGCCACUGCCAUCUCCUCUAUCACCACCCUACCGCCAGACCACCACUUCCACCAGCACUACUAUUGCCACCAUGACAACUAUCACCCUCUACCUACGAUGUUUGGGGAAUUGGGGUCGUCGUGGCCAUGAAAUAUGUGAUUAAGGUGGUAGGGUUAAUGAAAAGGGAAGGUAGGAGCAAAACUAAUUAUUUAAGUAUUCUAAUUUCAAUUAUGACGUGGUGGGGCAGCAAUGCAGCGCGUGACAAUGGUAAGGCGUUGCAAUUGUGUGAUCGGCUGAUGGAGGGAGGAAAAUUUAGUGGCGUCUUUGGAGGGAGGAGGAAGAGGACAAGAGAGAGGGUAAGAAUGGUGGAGGAGAAGGAGGGAGGAAGAGGCUGAUAGAGACUGAGUGCGGCGGAGGAAGUGGCCGAUGAAGAAUGUAAGGUUAGUGUGGUGGUGGACGAGGAAGGGGCCGAGAGAGAGUGAGGGUGAGAGUGGCAUUGCUAGAGGGAGGAAGAAGAGGUUGAUAGUGAGGGCUGAGAAUGAGUUUAUUCGUAUCGACUACGUGGUUGACAUUACACAUUAGCUUUAAGUUGUUUAAUUGAAACUCCCAAUAUCAAUGCUAAGUUGACGCUAAACUAUAGUGUCGAAGAAAAAAUAUAGAGGUGAAUAAAAUGAGGUAUUCAAAUGCAAUAUAAACGAAAUAUGUCAUAUGUGUGGGUUUUUUUACCAGUAUAUGGAUCAUGGAUGACUAAGAAAACAGAAUACGGGUAGCCCAAACAACUUGAAUAUUGAAUACUUCAUCAUAAAGUAGAGGCCGAAGCUCUUACUAUGACUUCCUUGAAAGCUAGACAAACCGUAAUUCUGACAGAGUCGAAUGAAUUGCUAAACAUGAAGUUAUUGGUUCAAAAAGAAUAUAUAAAUUUACUUAGAUAAUCAGUUUAUUUCAAUGUUGGUAUGUCAAUUUGAUUCAUUGUUGAGCCUAAAAAAUUUAGGGGUUUAUUGGAUUUCUAGUAUAUGAGCUACUUGUAUUAGGAUGAGUGUACAUACUUUAGGAUACUACAACACUUAGUUGGGGUAUGAUAUAAAACGUGACGUGUGCCAAUAACAUUUAAGUGAAUGUUUCUUCUUUUUCUCAUAUAUGUUUUAAAAUGAAACAAAAAUUCAAAUACACUGUCGGAUGUCGGUUUCCUAUUGGUACACGUCAAAUCGCGUCAGUCGUGUACCAUACAAUAAGGGUAUGGUAAAAUUCACCCACUUUGAGAUAUUAAUCAAACUAAUGUAAGGGCCGCCCAGUAACCAUUUGGAUCUCAAUCUAAGACCACUUACAAUGGCAUGUUGAAUGCCAUGUUGAAACAUGUUGAGAGUUGUUGAAACCAUGCAAUGGUUGGUUGAAAGCUGUUGAAAGUGGGAAAAUGUUGAACCGGUUCAACAAAGUUGAGAGGAGCAUCCGGAGCCACGUGGCAGCUCCGGAUUGGAGAGAGCUAGGCGCGUGCAGGACACGCGCCGACAAGGCGCGUGGCGUGUCAGUGGGAGAGGAGAGAGAAGACCAAGUGGGUGAGGAUGGGACGCGUGGCAGCGCCCCAUUGGCCAGCCGGAUUUUUUUUUUUAAAAAACUUUAAACUGAAUUAUCUUGUUGAAAUUUUUUUUUUUUUUUUUUUUACUAAAAUUCAUAACUUUUUUUUCUCUAUAAAUAGAGACUUGGUUUGAUAGAUUUGGACACAGAAAAAAAAACCAAGUUUUUCCCCAUCUUAUUAUCUCUCUCACCAUCUUAUUAUCCUUCUAUUAGCAUUUGUUUUGAAAUGGAUCCCAACAAUCACCAUUACAACACCCAGAAUUCUUCAAGCUACCCAAUUUCCAACCAAAAUCCCAACAACUAUGAAGAUCCAAAUCAAUUUUCUUACCCACGUCCUCAAAAUCCCACCAAUUAUCAAGUCCCACAUCAAUUCUCCAACCAACGUCCUCAAAAUCCAAACUAUUUUCAAGUCCCACAUCAAUUCUCCAACCAACAUCCUCAAAAUCCAAACUAUUAUCCAGAUCCAAAUCAGUAUUCGAACCAGUCAUCAUUUGUUCCAAACUUUCAUCCAUCUUAUGGAUCUGUGAGAUAUCCAUCUCAA
Lotus japonicus is the source of this 3665-nucleotide messenger RNA. RefSeq names its product probable 2' cyclic ADP-D-ribose synthase BdTIR. Gene Ontology annotation, biological process: signal transduction. The transcript is spliced from 2 exons. The record is from RefSeq and is a predicted model, not a curated record. Lineage: Eukaryota; Viridiplantae; Streptophyta; Magnoliopsida; Fabales; Fabaceae. Bases 109 to 702 code for a protein of 197 amino acids.